UUACAUUUUAUUUUAGAGACAAAAAUUAAACAAGUCGAAGUUUACAGGCAGCUUCCUUCAAUGAAUAUAUUUAGCGUUAAAACUAAAAGGAACAUGUCGUUAAAAUAUGUGUUGUUUAAAUGCAUCACUUUCGGAUAUUUCAUUACAUUUGGUGCCAAAUGUUGUCCUGCCGGAUACUGCUGGCAGUCUGGUGGAUGCUACCUUGUUGUUGGUCUCAAUGUGUCCUGGAUUGAUGCUAGGAACUAUUGUAAAGUAUUAGGCGGAAACCUGCUUUCAGUAGAGUCGUCUACAACACAGCGUGCCACAGAAAUAGCUGUUAAUCAAUUCAGCGGUACAAUAUUUCCAGGAAAGUUCUGGUUAGACUUCAACGACCUCUUGAACCCAAAGGACUGGAAAAAAAUGCGAGAUCAUCAUGCCCUAGUGUACGAAAACUUGCAUCCAGCACUAGAAUCAACUGAAGUUGAACAAGCAGUUCACAACUGUGUAUACAUGGAUCAGGACUACCGUUGGUUACCAGAGCAUUGCGGCAAAAAGAUGAACUUUGUCUGUUAUGCAUCAGGGUCUAUAUCAACAGGCAACGUUCAGUCCGCCAGUAUUCAGAGAAGCUGUGAUCACUCUGAAGAAGACAGUGUACCUGACGACACGAAUACUCCUAAAGACCGCGUUGUGGAAACUGAGAUAGAGGAAGAUUUCUUUGAUCCUUUCGGUUGGUUUGAGGAAUACUAGUAACGCAUUUAUUUUCAAAACAAUUCUUACAGCUAUCGUGCGAAAUUUAUUCAUACUUGAAUAUUUUGUAGCUACUCGUAGAUGCAAGUUCUCAAAUCAGGGUCAAAUAACUUUGCAGAUUCAGAAUGAAAAAAACAGUGAUAUUGCUUUAGAGGAAACUAAGUUAAAACGUGAAUGAAUAUGUUAAAACUUGUUCAUCUUAUCUAUAUAUGUAUCAAUUAACGAUGUGGUAAUAUGCUUUCAAUGAAAAUAAAGGAAUAGUGCUAUUGUAAUAAAAUAGA
Messenger RNA from Mercenaria mercenaria, 1007 nucleotides. RefSeq names its product snaclec 3-like. Bases 61 to 726 code for a protein of 221 amino acids. Lineage: Eukaryota; Metazoa; Mollusca; Bivalvia; Venerida; Veneridae. The record is from RefSeq and is a predicted model, not a curated record. The transcript is spliced from 5 exons.